Molecule: messenger RNA, 1530 nt
Organism: Orbicella faveolata
Lineage: Eukaryota; Metazoa; Cnidaria; Anthozoa; Scleractinia; Merulinidae
Product: testis-expressed protein 10-like
Cellular component (GO): MLL1 complex; nucleus
Source: RefSeq, a predicted model, not a curated record
CUUCUACAAAUUCUUGCCAAGCAGAAAGCUCUUUUACAUCAAUGAACCAUGUUGAUGUAUCAAGCAGCAAACCCAUAUUUCAUUUUCAGAAGCAUCUACCAACACAAAUUCAGGUUUUGCAGCAUUCUGUUGAAGAACCAAUGUUACUACCCUUCACCUUUGACAACACCGUAACAUUUGGUAUGCAAUCAGUAAACACAGGAAGUGAGUCCAAUAUUUUAACUGAUGGCCAAAAAACGAAAGAUUUCAUGGAAACAAUUGUGCCUUUACUGUUGGAAUGCUGGGUUGAAUGUAACCCUGCCCAAGUGACAACUGGUCUCCCAGACAGUGUGAUGUCUCCUUCAUCCAUCAAUGUCAUGUUAGCUAUAGCAGAAAUUUUCAAAGUUAUUUUCAAAGCAGCUGAAAGAAAUCAAACAAAGCAUUCCAACAUCCUGGAGCAGACUAAAGUUGAAAACUUCCUGCCUGAUAUAUACAGAGAACUUAAUCAUCACUUUAUGAGCCACUUUCCAUUCACAGCAUGUCAUACUCCAUUGCUUAAGAAAGAGAAAAAGAAGUUUGGAAAAUCAUCUCAACAGGAUGUGGGAGAUAAAAUCAGUUCUUCUGUGUUAACUCUAAACCUUGCAAUCUGUGAAGUAAUGCUACAGUUUGUAAGAAAUGAUGUUGCUUUAAAGAAGAAGUAUCAUUCUGCAGUUCAGAAACUUGAAGACUUUGUUAUAGAAUCACUGCUGUUGAAGGCAAAAGGAGGUGCUUGGGCUCAACAAUUUCAGACAGAGCAUGUGGAGAGUUUAAUCAAGUUUGCUCAUCAGAUUCUUUGUGGAAAACAAGAUUCUGAUACAGCAAGACAACUGCUCAGUGCAACUUUCAACUUGUACCAGUCCAGCCACAUCAUGUGUGGGACAAAGAAGAUGCUGAUGGUGUUUUUUAGCAGCCUUGCAUUUCCUGAGAACCCAGAUGUGUCAAGACAUGAAGAGGUACAUGCAGUGGUUCAGAAAUGGCUCCAAGGAUUGCCAAGUGUGUUGCUGCUGUUGAAGGAUGCCAGCCCAAGCAUGACAGAACUUGUCCUUAGAGACAUGAAAAAGGCAAUGGUGCAAUGUGUCCCACAACCAGAUCACAACUUUUUGGCUCAUCUGUCCUUGUUCUUUUCCAAGAAUAGUGGACCUUUUGUAAACUUGAGUGAAACCAUUCAGAGAUCAGCAGUGGAGCUGUUGUUUCACCUUCCAUCAUUGGAUGACAGUUUGCUACAAAACAUUGUGUGCUGCUGUCAUGGUGGUCAAGUUGGAUUAUCAGUGAUUCAAUACAUUCUCCAAAUCCUGCAUUACAGGUCUCCAGGCUAUCAAGGAUUUAUGUGCCACCCUGCAGCAUUUUCUCUUGAAACAUACUCAAGUGUUCUUUUAAAUGUAGCAGUAGGCUUCUCUAAGAAACAGUUGACUGAGUAUCAAGACACAACAAAUCUUGCAGAGACCCACAAGCUGACUGACUUCAUGUAAGAACAUGUUUAGUGUUGAUCAGCCUUGGAAAUCGUAAAACUCC